AUGGACUCACUCAAAAAGUGCUUUCUAAGGUCCAUUGCUGUAUUAUCUGUCCUCAGUCGAAGUUCUUUUGAAGCCGCUUCGCAAACAAUCACUCUUCACGAUGACGAUCUGUCAAUUGUCGAGAAGAUGUUGCAUCACCUAUAUGAAGCAAACUAUAAAGAUGACUCAGCGUUGAGCCCUUUUGAGAUCACCUGCGAAGACAAUCAAGAUGAGAUUUUGAGGCAAGAAGAAAGCACGACAGAGUGUCGCACCUCCUCCAUCCAAAAAGACUCGAACACAUUUGAGCAGGGGAACCGCGCACAUAUAAAUGCCCAGAUGUAUGUCAUUGCCGACAAAUAUGGCAUACCGGGACUGAAGGAACUCGCAAAGGAAAAGUUCGAACUAGCUCUUGAAAGUGAUUGGCAGGAUUUGACAUUCAUUUCAGUGAUUGAAUUUGUUUAUGGUCCUACCAGCCCUACAAAUUCAGACCUACGGGGUGUAGUAACCAAAUUCGCCCUUCAACACAUUCCUGUUCUCAAAGCUCAGCAGCAAUUUCAUACUGUAUUAAAGGCUUAUCCGGAUUUUGCAUACGAUUUCUUGGUGCUGACUAUGGAGAAAGUGCUUUGGUUUCAACAACGAUGUUUUGGGUCAGUUCAAAGAGCUCGAACACAUCGUUCGAAGAAGAAGAAAUUGGGUCUGAUUACUGAGCCUUGGUUGUGUGUAGGAGAUCCAACCUUCCGCAUAACGGGUUCUAUUGUCGCAAAAUUGGCUAAUGACAUAGUUGUGGUCUACAGCGCCUGCAUUGUCGCCAUUUAUAACUGCACACGCCUGCCAGGCCUUGCCGACCAGUCUAAUUUUACCUACAGUACUGCCGACCUUGUCAUCUGGACCAACGUUGAAUCAAACACCAUCGUCAUUGCUGCCUGA
Messenger RNA from Rasamsonia emersonii CBS 393.64, 906 nucleotides. RefSeq lists its product as uncharacterized. The transcript is spliced from 7 exons. The coding region runs from base 1 to 906 and encodes 301 amino acids. The record is from RefSeq and is a predicted model, not a curated record. NCBI's taxonomy places the organism in Eukaryota, Fungi, Ascomycota, Eurotiomycetes, Eurotiales, Trichocomaceae.